Messenger RNA from Zophobas morio, 2225 nucleotides. Its product is annotated as F-box/LRR-repeat protein 7-like. Gene Ontology annotation, cellular component: cytoplasm. Bases 533 to 2098 code for a protein of 521 amino acids. Lineage: Eukaryota; Metazoa; Arthropoda; Insecta; Coleoptera; Tenebrionidae. The record is from RefSeq and is a predicted model, not a curated record. The transcript has 2 exons. Gene Ontology annotation, molecular function: protein binding.
CUGUGGCGUAGACGACGUAUCAAUUGUUGUCUUCUGAUGAGGCAGUAUUUUAAAAAAUGGAGAUCUCAAGUUGAAGGAUAAUCGAGUUUCAAGAUUAUUAUAAUACACACCAGUGAAUGCUCAUCGCUAGAUCUAAUAAUGGGUAUUGUAUUUAGAACAGAAAAACAGCUUCGUUGGUGUGUAACUUAAAUAUGGAUAGUUAAAAACGAAUUCUAUUGAACUAAUUGAUGUUGCAACUCAACUAAAAAACACUAGAUUGACGAAGUAAUUUCAUUUUCCCGCACAGUUCCACCAAUCAGCGCACGCAUUGCGCAAAUGCCACAAAUGUCAGUGACCAGUGACAGCUUUGACAUUUAUUUAGGUUAUAUCACUUUUAUUCCAUUUCAUCCAUUUCAGCCUCCACCAGUUCAAAAAUAGCAACUUUUCUUCAUGCAAACCCCAAAAUGAGCCCUCUCGCACUCGCCAGCUACCAAAAGUCGACCAACAAACCCGCAACAAGUAACAGAUGAAGCCCAACUAAUCCAUAAGCUGGAUGCGCACCAGCAUGAACCAGCAGCUAAUGGAGCGCCUUUCUCCACAACCGGGCGGCUGCCCCUUGGUGCACCUUGGCCACACUUCUAAGGAAGCAGACCCAUCAGCUGACCGUUUCUACCCUUCAGAUGACCAUAACUGCAACUAUCACCAUCAGCAAAAUAAUAGUUUCGACAGUAGCCAGUACUAUAACCAGCCACAUUUGUAUUUGCCAGAGGGGCAGAAAAAGAGCAACGCUUUUGACUUGUCCAGUUUAUCAUUAGGGAGUGGGUACUGGGGGUACGGGGAGCCGGCGAAGCAGUAUUACAGGGCCCCCUCGAAUUACUUACUUGAUAAUUUUACGAAGCUGGGAAAGUCGAGUCCGAGUUUGGAUCAGGGGUACCACACUUUAGGGUUUGGAGCGUCAGAGGGGAAUGUUUUCAAGGGGAAAAAGUACCACAACAAGAAUAACUCGUUUGAUCGUUUGACCGACGAUAUUAUAGUUAAGAUCUUCUCGUUUCUCGCUAGCGUGGAUCUGAGUGUUUGUGCCACUGUAUGUCGUAGAUUUAACGUUCUAGCGUGGGCCCCCUCACUGUGGCGCAUUAUAAGGCUCGAAGGUGAUAACGUGAGGGGUGAUAGAGCCAUCAGGAGUAUCCUGCGCCAAUUGUGCGGGCAAACUGACACCUGUCCAAACAUCGAGCGCAUUUACAUCACUUAUGGCACAAAAAUCACUGAUAAGAGUCUCCUCACUUUGGCGAGACGCUGCCCCGAGUUGACUCAUCUGCAAAUUCAAGGUUGCACCGCCAUCACCAACAACGCCCUCUUCGAGGUGGCUUCUCGCUGCAACAACCUGCAGCACCUGGACGUGACAGGUUGCGUGAAAAUUUCGUGUAUUAGUAUAAACCCGGGCCUCGAUCCGUCGCGCCGCCUCCAGCUGCAGUACUUGGACUUGACCGACUGCUCGGCUCUUCAGGAUAGCGGCUUGCGCGUUAUCGUACACAACUGCCCCCAGAUCACCCACCUCUACCUGCGCCGCUGCGUGCAGAUCACCGACGCCGGCCUCAAGUUCGUGCCCAGCUUCUGCACCGACCUGAAGGAGCUGAGCGUCAGCGACUGCGUGGACAUCACGGACUUCGGUCUGUACGAGCUGGGCAAGCUGGGACCGGUCUUGCGCUACCUGUCGGUAGCCAAGUGCCAUCGGGUGAGUGACGCGGGGCUCAAGGUGAUCGCCAGAAGGUGCUAUAAGUUGCGGUAUUUGAACGCGCGCGGCUGCGAAGCGGUCUCCGACGACGCCAUCAUCUUCUUAGCGCGCUCGUGCACGAGGCUGUGCGCCCUGGAUAUAGGGAAGUGCGACGUGAGCGACGCGGGGCUGAGGGCGCUGGCAGAGAGUUGUCCGAAUCUGAAGAAGCUGAGUUUGAGGAGCUGCGAUCUGGUUACGGAUAGGGGGGUGCAGUGCGUGGCGUAUUACUGCAGGGGGCUGCAGCAGCUUAAUAUUCAGGAUUGUCAGAUUACGUUGGAGGGGUACAGAGCUGUGAAGAAGUAUUGCAAGAGGUGCGUGAUCGAGCACACGAAUCCGGGAUUUUUUUAAGCAGCCAUUUUUAUUAUAGCGUUUACAAGUACUAUUUUUGUAUUUUUAUAUCGAGAAAUUGUUAACUAUUUAUUUUUUGUAUAUUUGUAUAUCUAAGAGUAUUUUUAUUAAAAUUUUUCUCUACUAA